CACGAUCUUUGAAAUGUGUGUUUAUAGCUGGUCCUGGUUAACAAGAUUUUUAACCAAUUGGGAGAGGUGUCACUCAUAUUUCAAAACUUUAUCUUAAAAAAUAGGAUGGGCUGACAACGUUAUGUUACUCCAAAAAUGAAAGUGAAAGCACUAGCUAUAUUUAUCCACUUGAAACGAAACGGCGGUUGGAGUGCUGGGCUCAUAUGAGCACAUUCUGAGGCAACAUGGUGACGCGCUUUAUAGUUCUUCUCAGUACACUUAUUUAUUCAGUGUUACUGGAGGAGGUGAGCUGGCUUCCCUGUGAGCUGGCGGAGGAGCAGGUCGAGACUGAUUUGAAUGGACACUUAAACACUCACUACCGCUAUCGAAAUGCAAUGCUGCAGUUCGGACAGCCAGGAGACCGCGCUAUGAACCCGGACGGCAUCACGUUCUUCGUCACAGGCUCGGGGAAAAAGCUGGACAUGAGGAGGCAGGUUGACCUGGGAGUGGAGGCGCUGCAGUGUGAUAUUCGCAGGUACAGCACCGGUGGGAUCCAGGUGCUCUGGCCAGGUCGCGGGGCACAAGAGCAGGACAUCUGGUUCACCUGCACCCUGCGGCACAGCGGCCACUUCGUCCUCACCACCUUUUUAAGACACACCCCUGCCACGCCCAUCGACGCCCAGGAGGACCACGCGAAGUCGCACGUCAUCGGGGACAAAGACUCCAUUGUCACGACAGCGGCGAUGCUGGUUCUGACCCGGACCCCCGCGGUGGACGUGGGACUGUUGCGGGAGCAGGUUCUGCACUGCCAGUUUGCAGUGGAUCACAAGGCGCCGGACCUGGCGCUGGAGUGGGUGAGGCAGCACCGGGGCGAGCGGACCAAACUGUUCCACCACAGCAGCCGCUCCGGCCAGAACACGGGCGCGGGCGUGUCCCCGGCCGCCGUCGUCAAGGGCGACGGCUCUCUGCUGCUUCCCGCCGUCUCUCUGUCCAGCGAGGGGACGUACGUGUGCUCGGUCUACGUGCCCCCGCUGUACGCAACCCAUGACGUGGUCCUGCAGAUCAUGGAGAGUCCGCAGGUAUCUCUGAGCACGGGGGCGUCCCUGACGCUCCAGGAGGGGGAGGCGCAGAAGGUGGUGUGUGAGGCGCAGGGGUACUACCCGCUGGACGUGCACAUCGAGUGGCUGAAGGAGCAGAGGGGAGGCAGCCACCUGCCGGAGGUGCUGAAAAACGUGCUCUUCUCCAGCCAUCGGCACCACCGCGACGGCACCUACUCCCUCUCCGCCUUCUUCCUGCUGCACCCCUCCCCCACGGACUCAGGGAGCACCUACACCUGUCGAGUGUCGCACCGCUCCUUACGUGUGCCCGCCCGCAAGAGCUUCACCCUGACUGUCACAGAAUCUGCAAACUGGGGCUCGGUGUUUUUAGGAGUUGUGGGCUUUGGGUUAGCAGGAUUUAUGAUUGUGUUUCUGGUGUGGAUGCUUCGCUACCUCCAUACACUAAAACAAGAGGCAAAAAAGAGUAAGCCGUACUGAGAGACCGUGCCUGGAGAAGAGCUUUCUCCUGGCCUCCUGUAUCAGGCCGUUCUGUGCGUUACCGUAACGGGCAACGUGGAGAACCCAGCAGAGACACUUGUAAUGGAGUCAUUUCCAGAUGGUACACAAAAUAAGUGGCUUUCUAAAACCAUGGAAUGAGAAUGCAAUGCUGGAGCGGAAUGCAUUUUAUUCAAGUCAGUCCUGGAGCAUUUAUGUGUCAACGAUGCUCGAUUCCUGACACAAGUUACAUUCUUACAUGGCAGGACACAUGAUCAGAGAAGACAAUGAUUACGUUUUGAGUGUGCAGUAAAAUAAUACAAUUUUGGAGUCCUUUUGUCAGACUAAAGUUUUAGGUUUUCAGGGUGUUUUUGUCUUCCAGUAUCUGUUGACUUCUCUCUUCUAAACAUGAUUAAUAUCUCCUGAUUUGUGCAUGAUUGGAAGGCCUGUAUUUUUUGCAAGCGGACUGCUCAUGUCUGAAAGCUUUAGGCAAAGGUAGGCCAUCAGGGCCCUUUCAUGCUUCGUUUGUCUGAUCAUUCGGUUUGAGUACUAGUGCAGAUUAAUAAGAUUGCAGCUGUAUGUGAAAAUUAUGAUGCUAACAUAAUUACAUUUGAGUGGACAUAAGGUAGUUG
Messenger RNA from Conger conger (European conger), 2143 nucleotides. It is a transcript of the gene dhrs13b.2, whose product is annotated as dehydrogenase/reductase (SDR family) member 13b.2. The coding region runs from base 225 to 1514 and encodes 429 amino acids. Lineage: Eukaryota; Metazoa; Chordata; Actinopteri; Anguilliformes; Congridae. The transcript is spliced from 8 exons. The record is from RefSeq and is a predicted model, not a curated record.